AUGAUUCUAGGGGUAAUAUUAGUCCUAGAUCUGAAUUGGGAGUCCAUUGCCCGUCGUGCGACCGAACAAAACCACCAAGUAAUUUCGUUAGCAGGAGGAAAUCUGCCAAUCCAACUACGACCUGUCUGGAAUGCCGGGACCACCGCAAUUCCGAGGUCCAAAGGUGCCGUCCUUACAUUGAGAAACCUGGCCGUCCGUCCUACCUCAGCUGAGAGAUCUGCCCCGAAAAGAACCGACAGAGACGCUGGCCUAUCGCCUCCUAACCAGAGAUCUGGAACCCAACCUACAUCGCCAGAGAAGCUACGGCAACAACAUACAGCUAGGAGUUUGUUCGGAGAGCCAGGCAGCCAGCCGCAGAUAGUGCUGGGGACGCCAAUCCCACCAAUCCAAGCGAGCUCGCGGCUCUUCCGGGCUCUAGCUCCCUCACCGCCUGUGCCGCCCUCGACCGAUCCUGUCGCCUCACAUUCUGAUCCAUCUACUGUCCGAAGCAGCACGACUGGUGUGGACUACUCUUACCUGGCUGUUAGGUUCCACAAGGGCGGGAAGGACUCGCAAGAUGAUGCCUCCAAGGCCGGCGCCAGGGCCAAGCAGGCCACUAUUCGGCGCGACCAUCGUUCACGACGCCGUGCAGGGGAGGCUGUGUCACUAACUCCCACAAUCUCUCAACUCGGCGUCUUUGAAGGCUCUGAUGGUCCUGGAGAAGAUGGGAGUCAAGAUCGACUGCAGCCAAAUGGGCUUCUAGAUAGGGAUGGAAUAACCAAGGAAGCGGAUGACAGGGGACAGUUCUCUGAAUCUGAUGUUGACGUCGAGGACUAUUUCAACUUGCUGCUUUCACCUGCUCGACCACGGAAGUACCUCGAACACUUAGGGGUAGAGUCUGAUUCCGAUCUAGGGGACGAAGACGAGAACGAUGAUAGCAAUGCCUUGGACGAAAGCCCUCUUCGCCAUUGCUCGCGGCAGCCUUCCACAAAGCCAGGGCCUCGUCGCCGUGCUCGCCGUGCUCGCCGUGGUCCUGCCCCUGGUACAGGAGGGCGGCCAAAAAAAUCUCAAAGGCAAACUCGAUCGUCGGGGCCGCCACGACGGUACCGGAGUCCAGUGAUGAUUCCACCUGAAGAAUCGGCCGUAUUUCGCGCACAAGAUCCGGUGUGGAAUGGGGACCUGGACGCUUGCGCCUUGACUUGUCGUGAUAAAGCAAUGCUCCGUGAGUUCUGGACAAAGCUGGACAAUGACCAAAUGCAAUUUUGUGGUCGAUGUCAAGAGCGUUGGUUCCAGAUGAAGAUCGAUUCUGAUGGCAUUUGUGCGCGUUGCUGUCGAAAGGAUGAUAAACGCGGCCCUGAAGAGCCGUACUUCUUCUCUGUGGACAACCAGUUGGAUUUUGGCUCCGUACCGACUCAAUUGCCUCAGCUUACACCUACUGAAGAGUCUUUAAUAGGCCGUGUUCACGUCCACGUGAAUAUUAUGCUUGUGCGGGGCCAGCAGUACAAAUAUCGGGGACAUGUUGGCUUGGUGUACAACCAACUCCCGCUUUUGCCGCGGGAGUUGAACACUGUAUUACUCCGUCCUUCCAAUACGUCGUCCCAUGCAAACCUUAGCCGGCAAUUCACCCGCCAGUUCCGUGUACGCCGCCAGCCAGUUGCCAUAUGGCUUAACUACCUCCGGCGCCAUCAUCCUGGCUAUCGAUGCAUCGUCAUCGACGAAGAGCGGCUGAGUCAAUUGCCUCAAGAUGCCAAUGUCCUGGAUGCCAUCCCCCAGAGCCAGGUGGAGGCUGCCGAAGUUGGACCCGAGGAAGAUGAGGAGGCAGAACCGGAUCUGGAGGACGAGGCUGCGGUGCCGGACCUUUUGGCCAAGGACACGGAGCUCGAUGCUCUGCGGUCUAUUCUUGCCGGAGAACCAGAAGCUGAACCAAGGCUUUCCACAAGCUUCCAGGAGCAGGUGCAGCACGAGCUGCAGCUUCCGAAUAUACGGCGCACACCCAUUAAUGAGUUCAAUCGCUCUCAUGCCCUACUCUCCUUAGCUUUUCCCUGCCUCUUUCCUGACGGGAGAGCCGACUUUGUUGAGCCUCGGCUACGGUCAAUUGACUACAAGGACUACAUCGAGCACGCGAUGCGCUGGCAUGACGGGCGUUUUGCACGCCACCCGACCUUCCGCUUCGUCGCCUUCAACACACUAAUGCGGUCACAAGCACGUGCACGGUCCAAAUUCUUCGUGAAGCAACAUGAUGGCACCCGCGAACCGCUCACGCGAGAGCAGCUUAUUCAGGCUCUCGAACACAGCGAUGACCCCGAGGCGCAGGCGUUGAUCAACUCGAUCACAAGACACGCGGUGUCUAUUCGCGGUACGCGGCCCUUCUGGAACAGAAAAAGGCAGGACCUCGAGGCCUAUGCCUAUAACCUUGGUUGUCCCGGCGCAUUCAUCACAUUUAGCCCGGCCGAUUUGCACUGGCGGAGCCUCUACCAACACAUGCCCCAAUAUGAAGACUGGCUAGCCGCCUCCGAGCCGGAGAGGAUGGCUCUUUCGCGCCGACUAUUGCGCCAGAACCCUCACAUUGCUGCUUUCCAUUUCCACCGCCGAUACUGCUUCUUUCGAGACGUCGUGUUGAGGACAAAAUUCAACAUCACGGAUUACUGGGAUCGGUAUGAAUGGCAAGGACGUGGUAGUCCUCACAACCAUGGCUUGUACUGGAUGGAGAAAUGCCCUGGAGCCGACAUGGAGGACGAGGCUGCUCGUGAUGUAUUUGCGCGCACGUGGGGAUUCCACAUCACUGCCAUUAACCCGGAGCCGAGUAGGACUAUGCCUCAGGGCGAGGGUAACCCCCUGAGCGUAGAUCCGCUGAGCACAGAAAUGACGUUCCUGCGGCUCUCACAAAUCGUCAACCGUUGCCAGCGUCACAGGUGCAAUACCACGUACUGCUUGCGUGUAAGGAAAAGAACGGGCGACCUAGCGAGGGAUAUGGAAGGCGCUGCUGCAGAUAUCGAGGCGACCAAUGCGGCCAGCCCAGAGAGGGAGUGUCGUUUUGACUUUCCCCGUGCCUUGCGGGAGCUGGCCGCAGUGAUCAGGAAGGAAGGCAAGUCGUACUACGUCUUCGAGGCGGCCCGGAAUGACAACCUCAUGAACCACUUCAAUCCUGCCAUCAUCCUAGGCUGGCUAGCUAAUAUCGACAUAUCUCCUUGCACCAGCUUACAGGCGGUCAUUACCUACGCUGCCAAGUAUUGCAGCAAAUCUGAGAAGAAGACCGAACCUUACUGUAAGCUCGCAGACCAAGUUUUGCCGCACACGGCACACCUUCAACCCCUAUUAUCCUUCUCCUCCCGCCUUAUGAAUAAGCUGAUUGCCGAGAGGGAUUACUCGGCGCAGGAGAUUUCCCAUCUGCUGCUUAACAUUCCUCUGCAGGAAGGCACGCGGAUGGUGGUCUCCGUGGACUGCCGUCCGUUGGAGCAGCAUGCACGUUCGUAUCGCGUCGAUGAAGAUGUCAACGAGACCGUCGGCAGCUACAGGAAAUAUCUGGAGAGAAGUGACCAACAUGAGGAUGUAACCUACCUCGAGUAUCUGCAAUCGUACAAUCUCAAGACGUGGAGGAGACUCGCUGCCAACGCGAAGAAGAGAGUCCUGUCUUACUUCCCUCGAUACAGGUCCAUGGAGGCAUCUCCGCAGUUUAAUGACUUCUGCCGUGUGAAAUUAAUGAUGGUGCAUCCCCAUCGCUCUCCACAAGAGUUGCUCAUUGUGGGCGCGCUGCGGUUCGAUUCCUUCGCGGCUGCGUACAAGUUUUGCAGAGAGCACCAUGGCACCCAUGCGGACGACCAUUAUGGGGAGCCAGAUACAAAUGAAUUGAGGGCAGAGGACGAUGAAUUUGAGCUUGAGAUCCAUAAAGACCCCACCGUGGAGGAGGACUGGCAUGAACUCGCCCGCAUGCUGCCUGACCGGCCGCUGGAGGAAGAGGAUAUCGACAUGCUCGGCCGCCGAGACAUCGACAUCAAUUAUGAUUCACGUUGGACGCCCUUGGAAGCUCGCGAUUCCCUAAAUCGAGACCAGCGCCUAGUGUAUGAUACGGUGAUGGACCACUUUCUGAAUCAGGAGCCUUCUCAGUUGUUGCUCCAUGUAGAUGGUGGAGGUGGUACUGGCAAGUCAUACCUCAUUAAUCUGCUCUCCGCGCACCUCCAAGCUGCGGCUGGCGGGAGAGGGACACCUGUUUGGCGUGCCGCGCCCACUGGCGUCGCGGGAAAUCAGAUAUCGGGCACUACCUUGCAUUCCCUGUUACACCUCCCAAUCAAUAAGGACUUCAAGCCCCUCUCAGCCAUUGAUAAGGCCCAGCUCCAGAAGACGCUCAAGGACUUCAAGUAUCUGAUCAUCGAUGAGAAGAGCAUGCUGGGACUGCGACAGCUAUCCUGGGUCGAUGACCGUCUGCGCGAGGCGUUCCCGAAUAGGAACGAGGAAUUCUUUGGUGGACUAAAUAUACUGUUGGUUGGCGACUUCUUUCAACUUCCCCCCGUGCUGCAGAAGCCGCUUUACUACGACAAGGAGGUACGAGGAGUGGAGAUCAAAGGCAGGAACGCGUAUAGACACUUCGAUAAAUCGGUCUUCUUGAAAAUUGUCCAGCGGCAACGGGGCGACGAACAGAAGGCGUUUCGCACAGCUCUCGGGGAAUUACGGCUGCUCCAACUAUCGGUGGAGUCCUGGAACUUGCUGGAUAGACACGCUAUGAAACUGAAACUGGGGUGA
This is a messenger RNA of Pochonia chlamydosporia 170, 4716 nucleotides long. RefSeq names its product ATP-dependent DNA helicase PIF1. The transcript is spliced from 4 exons. The record is from RefSeq and is a predicted model, not a curated record. Gene Ontology annotation, biological process: telomere maintenance; DNA repair. Bases 1 to 4716 code for a protein of 1571 amino acids. Gene Ontology annotation, molecular function: DNA helicase activity. NCBI's taxonomy places the organism in Eukaryota, Fungi, Ascomycota, Sordariomycetes, Hypocreales, Clavicipitaceae.